This is a messenger RNA of Adineta steineri, 1080 nucleotides long. NCBI's taxonomy places the organism in Eukaryota, Metazoa, Rotifera, Eurotatoria, Adinetida, Adinetidae. The record is from the annotation of a GenBank genome assembly.
AUGGCUCACCGCAAAAUAAAAAUGUUCAAUCAAGAAUAUAGAUCGACAGAUAACUCAGGCUUCGAUUCACUUCAACUAGAUAAAUCUGCUUUAAUAUCUCAACCAGGACGAGGUGAAGUGCUAAUCAAAUUUCAUGCUGUUUCGCUCAACUACAGGGAUUUGUGCAUUAGCCGAGGAGAGUAUUCAAUGCCAACGAAACCAGACACUGUACCAGUUAGUGAUGGUGCAGGUGAAGUAACAGCUGUUGGUGAAGGAGUAAGAGUUCUCAAAGUUGGCGAUCGUGUCUCACCUAACUUCAUUCUCGAUCACUUAGGUGGACAACUUGCAGAAGAGAGUCUCAAAUCAGCUCUUGGUGGUGCCAUUGAUGGUUGUCUACGUCAGUAUGGCGUCUAUCCAGCUGUGAGUUGUGUCAAGAUUCCGCAUUGCCUCUCUUAUGAAGAAGCAGCAACAUUACCGUGUGCAGCGCUGACAGCAUGGAAUUCACUUUAUGGGUUGGCAGAUAGAAAACUGGAACCGGGUCAAACUGUUCUCGUACAAGGCACUGGUGGUGUUGCUCUCUUUGGUGCACAAUUUGCAAUAGCCGCUGGCGCAAGGGUCAUUAUAACGUCGUCAUCCAAUGAGAAAAUUGCUGCUGUAAAGAAAUAUUUAGGUGAAAAGAAUGUUUGCACAAUUAAUUAUCGUGAAACACCAGAAUGGGGCAAGAAAGCGAAGGAAUUGAGUCAUGGAGGUCGAGGAGUUAACCAUAUUUUGGAAGUUGGUGGUGAAAAGACUUUGCCACAAUCAUUAGAAGCUCUUGCUUUCGGUGGCUCAAUUGGCAUUAUCGGAUUUGUUGCAGGAACCGACGUUUCGAGCUCUACUGGAAAUGGCAUUACGAUGCAAAUAUUAAUGAAGAACGCCAAUGUUCGUUCAGUUUUGAUUGGUAGCGUAGAGCAAUUUAAUGCUAUGAACGCGGCCAUUGAAAUGCAUAGGAUUAAACCUAUUGUUGACAAGGUCUUUGAAUUUGAAGAUUUUACGGAUGCAUAUGAAUACUUAUUUUCACAGAAGCAUGUGGGAAAAGUCGUUGUCAAGAUACCGGAAUAA